Molecule: messenger RNA, 2824 nt
Organism: Poeciliopsis prolifica (blackstripe livebearer)
Lineage: Eukaryota; Metazoa; Chordata; Actinopteri; Cyprinodontiformes; Poeciliidae
Gene: cav1
Product: caveolin 1
Exons: 3
Coding region: 112-654 (180 amino acids)
Biological process (GO): negative regulation of endothelial cell proliferation; negative regulation of protein tyrosine kinase activity; caveola assembly
Cellular component (GO): perinuclear region of cytoplasm; caveola; Golgi apparatus
Molecular function (GO): transmembrane transporter binding; protein kinase binding; molecular adaptor activity
Source: RefSeq, a predicted model, not a curated record
GCUGAGGGCAGGAGAGAGGAAUCCCGGUCCGCGCAGUUUGCCUCCACGCCUCCCACUCCACUUCCUAUAUUGUCACGUUCUGUUUGAGCUCCAGGAUCUGUUGGCAGCAGAAUGACAGGAGAACUGCGGGACGACGAGACGGAGGAGGAGUAUUUGCAUUCGUUCAUCCGGAAACAAGGGAACAUUUAUAAACCAAACAACAAGGACAUGGAAAACGAGAGUCUGAACGAGAAGGCGAUGGAGGACGUCCACACCAAGGAGAUCGACCUGGUCAACCGGGAUCCGAAGCGCAUCAACGACGACGUGGUCAAGGUGGACUUUGAGGACAUCAUCGCAGAGCCUGCGGGAACCUACAGCUUUGAUGGCGUGUGGAAAGCUAGCUUCACCACCUUCACCGUCACCAAGUACUGGUGCUACCGGCUGCUGACGGCACUGGUCGGCAUUCCCCUGGCUCUGAUUUGGGGAAUCUUCUUUGCCAUCCUUUCUUUUGUCCACAUCUGGGUCGUGGUGCCAUGCGUGAAGAGCUACCUUAUCGACACCCACUGCAUCAGCCGCGUCUAUUCCAUCUUCGUCCACACCUUCUGCGACCCGCUGUUCGAGGCCAUGGGCAAAUGCUUCAGCAACAUCCGGCUCCGCACAACAAAGGAGGUGUAAAUGCACGAGAAACACAAGAAAAGAGGAGGAUUCAUUGCAAAUCACAGCAGGGAGGAAAAAGUGAGAUAGAACGAAAAGUUAGGGAAUGGGAAAAAAAAAGUAGACCUCUGAAAAAUAAGAGGUUGAGGGAUGUUUGGAGGGGAAGAGGCGAGGUCACCCAUCACCUGGGCUAGCCUUUCUGUUUUCUCUGUUUUUUCUCUCCAAGGCGGCUUAGCCAACCAGGUGGGCACCCCAAAAAUUCAAAGGGUUAUUCUUCUGGGUUUUUCUUGAGGUUUUGGUUUUGUGUAUGUAUGUGUGUGAUUUUUUUUUAGUGCUGUUUCUUUUGUCAAGCAAACAGUCGACAAAAUGUCGUAUCCUCUCAUUAGAGUCAUUCCGUGUGUAAUCCGUGUUAAGACGAGAAGGUCGGGGUCUGCUGCUGUUGUUCGUGUUUUCUGGUUUUGGGGCCGGUAGUCCGGGGCAGGAUGGUCAGAUGCAAAGCGAAGGCUAAAGGGGACACUGGGGUCAAAGACAAAAGGCAAGCACUGCUGGAUUCUGUCUGACUCAGCAAAUGCUCACUUGCACAGUGGCACAACAACUUGCUGCCGUUCCAUAACCUCCCAGCCCCCCAAAAAACAUCCUCAUUCACCAACUGUUCCUCCCUAGCCUCGCUUCCUUUUCUCCAGCAGUCUGACACACUGAACCCGCCCGUCUUGCUUGUACUCACCUGUGUUCCUCGCCGUCCGCCACGCCCACCACGCUGCCUCGACGUGCAGAAAGCCAUCUCCUGUAAGCACCCUCACACCCCCGACCACCACCAAAUCACCGCCUUGUUCCUACACCACAUCCCCUCUCUGCACCGCAGAGUUCACCACAGUGCCUUCAUGACCACAGUGUAUGACAGGAUAUUCUGAUUAUGUGCCUUCAGGUUUUUUUUCACAUUUUUAGAAAAAUUUUUGCCUUUUAUUGUUCACACUAUUUACAAUUUCAGAGUGUUUUGAACAUAAAGAGCUUGAGGGUUUUUUUAAGUGUUAUGUUACAUUGUUUUAAUAUGCCACAUGUGCCAUUUAUGUGGUUAUGUAAAAAAUAUUCCAGUGCACUAAUUUCUGGAAAGGUAUUAACAUCUCCUUCACUGCAAAAACACAAAAAACCUUAUUGAAUGUUUUUGGCCUAAUUUCUAGAUUAAAUAUCUUAGUAUUCUUGAAAUAUACAAAGGCAUAUUAGGGCCAUUGUACCAAAGAGGAAAGAAGUAAAUUUUCACCAGAACAUCAAUUUCUGAGUGUAGAAAAAGUUUUUAAAGUUUGAGAUUAAUCUCAGAGGCUUUCUGGAAAAGAAUGAAUUUGAAAAGUCUUGUUGAAUUUUUCAAACUGGACAUUUUCAGAAGUCAGUUUUUUUUUUUUUUUUGAAGGAAAUUAUUCUUACCUUUCUCUCUUAUAUCUAAAGCACUGUCAUAAAAAAGGACAAACUUUACAUGUAUAUAUUCAGCAAUAUAUAAUAGUUCCUUAAUAUUGAUGAAAAAUUACUUUAUUCACUGGUAUGAGCAACAUGUCUUGUUAUAAGUGAAAUAAUCUGCCAAUUUUACAUGAACAUUACAGGUGAUUUACUUUAAACCAGCUCUGAUAUCUUGCUGAAAAAUUGCUUGUAAGUUAGUUUUGUCAUGUUUCAAGUGGAAUAAGACAAUUGCAGUGGAAACUAGACCAAAACCACUUGUUAAUAUUUUGUGUUUCUGCCGUUACUUUCUUUUUUCAGCAGUGGAAUUUGACCUUAGAAUGUGCUGUAUUGAGCUGGUGUGAAACCCCGCACUGCUUCCACAGGUUAAUGCAUUGGAAUUAAGACGUGAGGCAGAAAAUGUGCUCGUCUGGAUGAUUUGGAUGCAUCACACAGACUCCUACUUGGCUCUGUUUUCACCUUCCUCUCUGGGUGGACCGGACAGGGCAAAACCAGGCCCGUAUCAGGGUUGGAGUUCUAUCUCAUCAAGACACAAAAAGCUCACUUUAAACAUCUGCCUCCUUUCGCUCACCUGCUGUCUUUUCACAGGAUUUGAUAGUAUCUCUGCACCCACUUCUUUCUUAAAAGAGAACUUUUAACUUCUGAAGGUGACAUGUUAUUUUUCUUUGUAAGAAAUAGUUUUUCUUUCUUGCUUCCUUUUAUUUACAUUAUCACACCAUGCACAAAUAAAAUUUAAUAUAAUCCA